This is a messenger RNA of Cimex lectularius (bed bug), 1546 nucleotides long. Its product is annotated as transcription factor AP-2-alpha. NCBI's taxonomy places the organism in Eukaryota, Metazoa, Arthropoda, Insecta, Hemiptera, Cimicidae. Gene Ontology annotation, biological process: regulation of transcription by RNA polymerase II; anatomical structure development; regulation of cell population proliferation. Bases 332 to 1300 code for a protein of 322 amino acids. Gene Ontology annotation, molecular function: RNA polymerase II transcription regulatory region sequence-specific DNA binding; DNA-binding transcription factor activity, RNA polymerase II-specific. Gene Ontology annotation, cellular component: nucleus. The transcript is spliced from 6 exons. The record is from RefSeq and is a predicted model, not a curated record.
UUGAUUUUGACAAAAUAAAAAAACUGUUUUCAUAAAUGAGCCGGGCUUUUGUGAGAAGUAAGAUUAAGAAGGAAUCAAAGGACGGGACUGUUAAGGAUAUUAUUGGUAAAGAGGCUGGUGUAUCCAAUUUUCACAUUGCUCCAGUUUCCCCACUGUUUUCCGGGGGUACGUCCGCAGUUUACAUGCUCUUUCUCGAAUCCGGGAUGACCCGAGGCGUUUUGAGGCCGAAGGCGGGGGUCACCAAACCAGUUUGUCCCACUCUUCUCCUGCCCUCCACGACGGCCUCGAGGCAUUCCAGUUUCCGCCCGGGAUCCCCCUCGGGGCAGGACACAUGUCACGGGAUGACGGGAAAGCCGAGGAACCCUUCGACGACGACGCCGAGGACCAUGAGGAGAAGGAGGAGGAGACGAGGCCCCCCUCGGACACGGAGGAAAACGAGGAUCGCCUCACGGGGCCGGGUUUCUCGCCCGGGGGCGGCUCCGGGGGUGGGAGGAUGUCCGCCCCCGAGUUCCAGCCGCCUUACUUCCCCCCGCCGUUUCCAUCCGCCACCUCACCACCUGGAGUGGACUAUAUGACGACCCAGGCGGACCCGUACACCAUCAACUCGAUCCAUCAGCACCAUUAUCAGCUUGGAGUGGGUCAGAGACGAGACGCCGACGGACAUGUCAGUUCUAUGCACUCCGCUUUUCCGUACGACAACCAGGGCCGGAGGAACGACUACGGCCUCCGCAGAGAUGGGAUCCAUUCCGGGCUUGAGGAUUCCAUGAACCUCCACAACGCACUGUCCAGCGCCGUAGAUGAUUCUCAGGGUAAUGUCGAAGACUCCGGAUUCAUAGGUGACCUUCCACUACUUAAAAUUAUUAUUUCAAUUACAGGGGAAGCGAUACAUUUGGCAAGAGAUUUUGGAUACGUCUGUGAGACGGAGUUUCCUGCAAGGCAGGUGGCCGAGUACCUGACAAGGGUCCAUGCGACAGACCCGAGUGAAAACUACAGAAGGAAGGAGAACAUACAUGCGACAAAGCAAGUGAUCAAAGAGCUCAUGGAGCUCCUGAACCAGGACAGAAGCCCCUUGUGCAACACAAGGCCGCAGCAUAUCCUCGACCCGAGCAUACAGCGGCAUCUGACCCACUUCAGCCUCAUAAGUCACGGCUUCGGGAGCCCUGCCAUCGUAGCUGCCUUAACAGCUAUUCAAAAUUUUCUCUCUGAAUCGUUGAAACAACUGGAUAAGGUGUGCCCGUCGUCGGCGCAGCUUGGAGCCCACGAUCAGUCUGGCAAGAAAGACGAUAUGAAGAAACAAUGACAAUCAGAGAAACCGUCAGUUCACCCUCACCUCACCCUCAAACAUUCCUGGCCGUAUGAGGAGAACUGAACGGUUUCUUAAAUUCACUUUUAAUUAAUAAAGGCGAUGAUAGCCAUGAUUAUGACGAUCGAGCCCUUGAUGGCCAAUUGGAUACAGCCAUUAAUAUAGGGUUUUUUCUAAAUUUAAAAAAAAAAACAUUCUAGUAAAUGAUUCGGUGCAUUUUUAUUUCAUAGCAAGAGGUAAAAA